AGUAGGUAUUUCUUUUCCACGCAAUCGUUCCAAUUUUGAACCAUGCGUUUCCUUUUAUUAACGACGCGUAUAAAAUGAAACCUAUAUUAUAUUAUGUUUUAAUUUACUUAACAUUUGAAUUUGUUUAUUUAAGUGAAGUCAGCAGCUCGUGCGAAUGUGGUAUCGCGGGGAAAAACCGUCGCAUCGUAGGUGGCAGCACAGUUCCGCCACACCAGUAUCCAUGGCUAGUGGCCCUCAUGUUGGGAUCGAAGCUCCACUGUGGAGCAGCUAUUAUCACCGACCAGCACUUAUUGACUGCAGGUCAUUGCAUCACUUUUGGGGUUCAUUACAAAGAUCUCUCCGCGCAUAUCGGAAUGCAUGAUCGCUUGGGAUCGUCACACUCCGUGCUCGGAAUAGCAUACGGCGAGAAUCAUCCGAAUUUCACCUCGAAUGCUGUGCGAGAUAUCAACGAUAUUGCGGUGUUGACGCUGGAGAAAACACUCAAGUUUUCUGACAAAGUUCGGCCAAUAUGUUUACCUAGUAAAGACAUGGACUUCCGUAAUCUGGCGCUGACGGUAGCGGGGUGGGGUAAAACGAGGCAAGGGGCACUAACUUCUUCGCGGUAUUUGCUGGAAACCAAAGUUAAAAUCGUGCCAAGUGCUACUUGUUCCAGAUCCGCCAUAUAUAGGCAAAAUCUUGUAUCGGAUUCAAUGAUGUGCGCUUACAGUCUGGGGAAAGAUGCCUGUCAGGGGGAUAGUGGUGGACCUAUUUUUGCCACACAUUCGCGAACCCAUAACAAGAAAUGGUAUCAAGUAGGUAUAGUUUCAUGGGGGAUUGAUUGUGCUAUGCCAGACUAUCCAGAAUGUGGCAAGCCAUCUGAAGACAUAGUGUCAAUGAGGAUCGUCGGAGGAAGGAGGGCAGAACCGCACUCAUACCCCUGGACUGUGGCUAUCACGAAGAAGGAUAAGAUGCACUGUGGCGGUGCUUUAAUUACGGACCAACACGUAUUGAGUGCUGGUCAUUGUUUUAAGUGGGAUGAUCCAUCAAAUAUGGCGGUACUAGCCGGUCUGGAUAACAUGGACGAUCUAUCGGAAGUCGAGAAGAGAACCAUAUCGGAGGUCGUCAUUCACGAGGACUUCACUUCUUCAACCGUUCGAGAUGAAAAUGACAUAGCAAUCGCUGCAUUAAACGAACCCGUGCCAUUUAAUACGAAAAUCAUGCCAGUUUGUUUACCGCAACCGGGACAAAACUUCGGUGAUAGAAUGGCUACAAUAGUUGGUUGGGGUCGCAUGGGUGAGAACGAAGCACCCUCGAAGGUUCUGUUGAAAGCCAGCCUUCCCAUUCUCACGGACGAUGAAUGUAUGAAUUCGAAACUGAAAGGCCAUUUGAAGCAAACCAUGAUGUGCACUUACACUAAAGGGAAGGAUGGCUGUCAGGGUGACAGUGGAGGACCUCUUGUGGUGUUUGAAACAGAUGGAAAAUUUGUCCAAGCAGGAAUUGUAUCAUGGGGAAUAGGCUGUGCAGAUCCCAACUAUCCAGGAGUAUACACGAAAGUUAGUAAUUACAUCGACUGGAUAAAAGAGAAUUCUGCCAGUGGGAAAACGUGUGAUUCAUAGCAUUGACAACUACUUACUUAAUAUACAUAGUAGCCUACACAAUAACAUAGGUUUAAAAAUAAAACCAAAGUGCCUAAUAAUUAAAAUAAAAUUAUUAUUGUUA
This is a messenger RNA of Maniola jurtina (meadow brown), 1698 nucleotides long. RefSeq names its product transmembrane protease serine 9-like. The record is from RefSeq and is a predicted model, not a curated record. Gene Ontology annotation, molecular function: serine-type endopeptidase activity. Gene Ontology annotation, biological process: proteolysis. Bases 75 to 1595 code for a protein of 506 amino acids. Lineage: Eukaryota; Metazoa; Arthropoda; Insecta; Lepidoptera; Nymphalidae. The transcript has 13 exons.